AUGACGAAUAAAGUUAGCACAGCAGUAAAACCCACUGCCUUGUGUGGCUUUUACAACAGGGCUACAAGGCCGCCUAAAACAAGCUCGAACGCACAAACAAACAAUGUUAAUGAAACCAGAAAAGGAAACAGUCAUGGGAAAAUUAGAAUUGCAGCGACGAAUCAGGGAACUAAGAGCACUGAGUCGAAAACAACCAAAGCUAAUAAAAAUGCAAACACUUCUGCAAACGCGACAGAAACUCCGAAAUCUUCAAACGACCCUGAGACGGCACAAAAAGUAAAUGCAGAAAAUCCAAGCACCGAAAGUCCGGAGGGAAAGUCAUCAUCUACAAAAUACGAGUCUAUUUUCUUGAACCCUCCAAUCAACUUCAAUCGGGUCGCUUCGGAAGUGAUUCACGCCGACUGUACGAAACAUGGUUAUAGGAUCAUCAAGACUAUCGGGGAAGGGGCGUAUGCGAAAGUUAAGCUGGCGGAAGUUAUGCCGUCCAAGAUCGCGCGCUUUCCCGAUAUGACGGAAAAUGUGGAUGAUGAAGGAAGUUUAAAGGUGGCCAUCAAGGUGAUAGACGGACGGAACGUACCGAUGGAGUUCCUGAAGAAGUUUCUGCCACGUGAGCUCAACAACCACGUGCCGCUCCCCCCAAACAGACACGUGGUUCGAGUGUACGACCAAUUCAAGUGUUCCGACCGAUACUACGUGGUGAUGGAAUACUGUAGUCGGGGGGACCUCCUCGACCUCAUAAACGAGCAUAUCGGUGAUCAGAAGCGGGGCCUCUCGGAGGAGAAGGCCCGCAAGGUGUUCGCAAUGUUGGUCCACGGGGUGCACCAUAUACACAAUCAGGGUAUUGUACAUAGAGACCUCAAGUGUGAGAACAUCCUUCUGGAUAAAGACGAAAAUGUGAAAAUAACAGAUUUCGGUUUCUCCACGACUUUCCUUCCGGGCCAGAGCGCCUUGCUGAAGACUUCCUGUGGUUCAUACGCGUACACUGCACCGGAAGUGAUCAGAGUCCGCCCCUACGACGGAACCAAGUCCGACAUCUGGAGUCUGGGUAUCAUUCUGUUUGCCAUGCUUAACGGUCGGCUACCGUUCAACGACGCCCAACUGUGUGAGCUCGAGGAAGAAAUGAAGAUGCAGAGAAUCCGGUUCGAAAGGACCGUCAAUUUUGACUCGAUGGUUUUCGUCCGCCGGAUGCUCCAAUACCAGCCCAGCGCCCGACCCACCAUGACGGACAUUAUCGCGGAUCCCUGGCUCACCGGCCACCUAGCCAUUCCCCGCCAGCCCAACAAGCCGAGAUGGACGAACAAUAACGACUCCAAGAAGAAACCAAAACAAGAGGCAGCGCGUGGCGGCUCCGAUGCGAGCAUGGGCGUCGGCGGCACCCAGCCGAUCUACUACAAGACCACAGAUCAGAAACGCGGCUCUGCAUCGGCGGUUUCCGUCAACCAUGAUCAAAAGGAAACAAUUGUAUUGAAGAGUCGCACAGGCGCCCGUCAAAAAAAGAACAUCUGGAUCCGAGGUCCGCUUGUCUCCCAGCGCCCUAAAACGUGGCCCCGCACCGACCGAAAGCCUGGUCCCCAGCCGCCCCCGACGCGCACCCCGUCCGCCGGCCACCGGAACAACACCGCUACUGUUGUCGUCACAAAGCUCGGCUGCAGCGAGCACACAAAAAGGAGCGCCGUGGAUUCCGGCGCCAAAAACAUCGAAAACAUCAAGCUUUCUAAAUGGUUUAUGGAUAAGUACAUGGCCGGAAAGGAAGCCAGCUUCAAAAACAAUCCGGCGACAAAUUGCGCGUGCUGUAAAGCGGAAGCGGAAGUCGUUUCAAGCCGAAAACAAUCGAAGGAAUGCGUUACUCUGGAAAACGGCGAACUUAUUCAAGCUGCGAUUGCCGACAGUGAAAGAUUCAGCGCUCAUGUUACACGGAGGUCAGCCAGCGGUAGAGACAAAGUUGCUAAACCGCCUUCCGCAGGCGCUCGUAAAAAUAGGGCGGGGCCAGGCAAUGACAUGGCGGGGCGGGGCACGGGUCUCGUGAACUACAUGGUGAACCCAUCCAGAAGCCCCGGAGAGCGAGUCAAGUACUUCAGGGAUAGGCUUUUGAGGAACUACAGCAACGACGAGAAAGCAGUUCAGAAAUGUGACGGGAACAGCGGCUUGCCGCACCUGUUGGUCCAGCCCUUAAAAACGACCCCGUGUCCCCCGGAGCCCGUGCAGGACCAGGCCCGGAAGUCCUCACCUUCGCCCACACGCGCCGUCAGUGGCCGCUCCCCGACACGCGCCGCCAACGGCCGUUUCCCGACAAGCGCAACCACUGACCGCCAGACCUCCCCGACACGCGAAUCCCCGACCAGGGCCAGCAACGGUCGUUGGGCAUCGGCCAACGGAAGAAGCUGGCGGCAGAUGCGCGGAGCUUCCGGGAAAACCAGUCCCGUGAAACCCAAACAACGAGUUGUUGUGCACUCUUCGAUUACUUAA
Molecule: messenger RNA, 2466 nt
Organism: Mya arenaria
Lineage: Eukaryota; Metazoa; Mollusca; Bivalvia; Myida; Myidae
Product: calcium/calmodulin-dependent protein kinase kinase 2-like
Exons: 12
Coding region: 1-2466 (821 amino acids)
Biological process (GO): intracellular signal transduction; microtubule cytoskeleton organization; protein phosphorylation
Cellular component (GO): cytoplasm
Molecular function (GO): ATP binding; tau-protein kinase activity; protein serine/threonine kinase activity
Source: RefSeq, a predicted model, not a curated record